AACACUCAAGCCGGAAGUGUUUACAUUCUUUUAGCUUUAAGAAGUUAGCAUAAAACACCUCAACUUCAUAGCUAAUUCUGGCUGCCUAUGCUUCAUUUAUGUCUGUCAUUAAUAAAAAUAAACUGCAACGACGUCAGCUGGACAAGCACAUAACGUAAAAAACAUUCUUAGUUAACGACUUCAUGGACCUUUAUUUCCUCCGCUAGCUAGUUAGCUAACUCCGCUAAGCUGUCAUGGCUGCUAACCCUCCAGGACAAGGCUUUCAGAACAAGACCCGUGUGGCCAUCCUGGCGGAGCUGGACAAGGAGAAAAGGCGGCUGAUGCAGAGCCAGUCCACGAACAGCCCCGGAGCCAACAUCCCAUUUUCACCCAGAGCCAGCCUGAAGGAGGCGAGGGACAGCGCGGAGCAGCAGCACAUCGCCGCCCAGCAAAAGGCCGCCCUGCAACACGCUCACGUCCACUCUUCCGGUUUCUUCAUCACUCAGGACUCCUCGUUUGGGAACCUCAUCCUCCCGGUGCUCCCCCGACUGGAGCCCGGUGUUUGACUCUCAACCUCCGAACAAAUGACCUGUUUCUCUUCACAUACGAUACGAUGAUACAUGUAGCUCUGGAGAGCUAUAACAUAUUAAUAACACGCCUUGGCAAUAGUAAGGACUUUCUAUGGAAGGUAAUGAUGAGGAUAUAAAUAUGAUAUAAAGAAGGGAAAGCCAAGUGUUGGAAAGGCACAUUUUCAUUAACGUAAAGCAUAUUCGAGCCCAGGUGUAUUGAUUGGUUUCUUGGUCAAGGGGGAAUAAAAUAUUGUAAUAGGGAUGGAUGUGAUAGUUUAUACAGGCCUAUACAUAAAGCACAACACUUAGUAUAACACUUAUUUGCCCAAGGGAAUAAUUGUACUACAUUGGCUCCUUAGAAAAUGGAGAUAAUAACACACAAAUUGCACAAUAACAACGUUUUUUCAAACAUCCACUAUGUUAGAAAAAACUGUCUCAACUCAUUUAUUGUACAUUUUUUUUAUAAUUGAAUUUUUUUUACAUGUGAAUAUCAUCACUGUCAAUAUGAAUAUAUGCAUGCUGUAUAUACUGCCAAAUCCAACUAUCUCAUCUAUAUAAAACAACCUGUUAACAUUAGUAUUAAUAUUUGUUCCAGUACCCUUUGCACCUUUAUAUCUGUAUUAAUAGCAAUCAACGUUAAUGUUGACAUGGUUCAGCAAUGUUGUCCUUGUUUUUUGCUGUUAUGGCUAAUUAUGUGCAAGUUCACUGAGAGUAACAAAACCGGAGACUAAUUCCUUGUUUGUGUACACACUUGGCCAAUAAAGCUGACUCUGAUUUUG
Messenger RNA from Etheostoma spectabile (orangethroat darter), 1327 nucleotides. RefSeq names its product SOSS complex subunit C-like. Gene Ontology annotation, cellular component: nucleoplasm; nucleus; SOSS complex. The record is from RefSeq and is a predicted model, not a curated record. NCBI's taxonomy places the organism in Eukaryota, Metazoa, Chordata, Actinopteri, Perciformes, Percidae. Bases 234 to 545 code for a protein of 103 amino acids. The transcript has a single exon. Gene Ontology annotation, biological process: DNA repair.